Myripristis murdjan (pinecone soldierfish) is the source of this 4557-nucleotide messenger RNA. It is a transcript of the gene amph, whose product is annotated as amphiphysin. Gene Ontology annotation, biological process: synaptic vesicle endocytosis. Gene Ontology annotation, molecular function: protein binding; phospholipid binding. The coding region runs from base 43 to 3429 and encodes 1128 amino acids. The transcript has 25 exons. NCBI's taxonomy places the organism in Eukaryota, Metazoa, Chordata, Actinopteri, Holocentriformes, Holocentridae. Gene Ontology annotation, cellular component: plasma membrane; synaptic vesicle; cytoplasm. The record is from RefSeq and is a predicted model, not a curated record.
GUCAGCGGAGCUCGUCGGUAAUCCGUUUCUCAUCCCGCAGCCAUGGCCGACAUCAAGACUGGAAUCUUCGCCAAAAACGUCCAGAAGAGACUGAACCGCGCGCAGGAGAAGGUACUGCAGAAACUGGGGAAGGCAGACGAGACAAAAGAUGAGCAGUUUGAACAAAUCGUCAUCAACUUCAAGAGGCAGGAGUUUGAGGGCUCCAGGUUACAGAGAGAGAUGAAGGCCUACAUGACUGCCAUUAAAGGGAUGCAGCAGGCCUCCAUAAACCUGACAGAGUCUCUGCAUGAGGUUUACGAGCCGGACUGGCACGGGAAGGAUGACGUCAUGAUUAUCGGGAAGGAUUGUGAUGCAUUAUGGGAAGAUUUCCAUAACAAACUAGUAGACUCCACACUCCUCAACCUGGAUGGAUACCUCCUGCAGUUUCCAGACCUCAAGAAUCGGGUGGCCAAGAGAAGCAGGAAGCUCAUUGAUUAUGACAGCGCUCGCCACCACCUGGAAACCCUGCAGGCUUCUGGAAUCAGGAAUGACCGCAAGAUGAUGAAGGCAGAGGAUGAGUUGAAAAAGGCUCAGAAAGUUUUUGAUGAACUAAAUGUUGGUCUACAGGAUGAACUGCCCACCCUCUGGGACAGCCGGGUUGGAUUCUACAUCACCACAUUCAAGAGCGUCACAAGCCUGGAGGCCAGGUUCCACCGCGAGAUCUCUCUGCUGUGCAAGCAGCUGUACGAAGUGAUGACCAAGCUUAGUGAGCAGCAUUCUGACAAAAUGUUCACCAUCCAAGGAGCACCAAGUGAUUCAGGACCUCUGCGGCUUGCCAGAACCCCGUCACCCCCAGAUGAUGAAACUCCACCUGAGAGUCCAGACGCCAGCUCCAACCACAUGCUCCGGCCUGUCUCGCCGGGCCCACCGCGGCCCAAAUCCCCGUCCCAGCUUAAAAAGGGACCACCAGUGCCUCCACCCCCCAAGGUCACACCUACCAAGGAGGUGGCACAGGAGCAAAUCAUUGACCUGUUUGGAGGUGAAUUUUUACCAGCACCCUCACCAUCACAGCCCAAUGAAAGGCCUGGAGAAUCUCUUCUUGACCUGGACUUUGAUGCUUUCCAACCGGAUGAGAGCGUGUCACCCAUACCACAGACGGCCCUGCCUUGGGAUGUGUGGUCGGGAAAUGCCCAACCAGCGCAGCCUCCAGACUCUGGGUCUCCGGGUACUGUGGGUGUUGAGGAAGGGGCUCCCAGCUUUAACCCUUCAUUCCCUGCAUUUCCUGAGCAGGCCACAGACGCUGGCUUCGUUGCUGACUGGUCUGCCGACUUUGGCUCAGCGCCAGAAAACGGAGACACUGCCUCAACGGCCCCAGAGGCCCCUGCCACAGGGCAGGAAGUGGCUGAAGCCUGGCCCCCAACAGAUGGCGGGGAGCAAGUGGGGGACACAGCCAUGCCCCCACAGCCACAGGACAGUGAGACAGCCACACCAGCUGCAAAUGAGGUUAGCAGCUCGGACCCCAACUCCCAAACUAACCCUAACCUUCAUUUUGGUGACAAAGCCAUACAACGGGUGGAGGAGCAGCAGCCACCUGAGGCAGAGUCAGAGGAUGGGGAGGUGUGGACAGGGCAGGCAGAUUCAGGGCGAGAUGAGCCGGGGUGGGAGAAUCGCCGGAAGUCUACCCCAGGUUUAAUAUUCACCAAUGAAUAUGGCGAGCAGAUUGAGGAUAUGACAGAGGGCGGAAGAGACAGGUGGUCUAGGUCUCCAGAGGGUUCUGCCUCUGAAUAUGAGACCUGUGAAGAGUGGGCUGAUGGAGGCCAAGGUGGUGGCUGGGCAAGUGCUGAUGAUGAACUUGCAUCUGAAAAAAAUCAGCACAUGACUGCCACUGAACCUGCACAAGGAGGCUUUGUGGAUUUGGCUAGUAACGAUGCACAGUUUGAUGCCUUUGCGGCAUGUUGGCCUGAUCCAGCAGGGAAAGAUGCACCAGAGCAACGGAGCAGUACUGACAACUCAAAUCUAAGUGCUUCAGCUCAUCAAGGUUCACCUGGACAAGAAAGUGCAAUUGCUUUCACAUCUAACACCUUGACUGAGAGCCUCUCUGGCUUUGCAGAAAGUUCUGAGGGAGGAGGGCUUAAUAUGGACAUUCACGAGGGAGGGGGUUUUGACAAAGAUCCUUUUGCAGAAAGUGAAGGGGCAGUAGAGGAAAGUGUAUUUACAUCAGAUCCCUUUGCAGAAACACAGGAAGUAGUAGGGUUUAACUUAGAUCCUUUUGAAGAGAAGCAGCUUGGAGACACAGGGGGUGGUUUCAAGUCUGAUCCAUUUGGGGAGGCCUCAGAGGAUGGUGGGUUUGUGGUCAGCUUCACCACAGAUCCCUUUGCUCAAACACCUGCUGCAGAAGGAACAGGGUGGGGAGACAACCUUUUUGUCAACAGUUUCCCAGCAGCCUCUUCAGAGACUGGGGAUGCCUCUAAUGCUGGGUCCUGGCAGGAAGUCAGUGACAGCAGCGGUUUCUUCUCUACAGUCAGUCAGGAAGACUUUGCCUCCUUCUCUGGUGCAGAACCAGAAGAGAGAGUGAAAGACAAAAGCAUCCCCAGAGCUCACAAAGACCCUGAAAAUUCAGACAUGUCCGAAGAUGAAGCUGCAAACCGGAGAUUUGGAAAGUUGUACCAAGAGCUAGAUACAGAAAAGGAAGAGGUGACCAAUGCAUUCAACGGAUUUUCACAGGAUGCAGCCACUCCAUCAUUUUUUGCUGAUUUUGAUAAGAUGAAUGAGGCGAGUGCCGAGGCUCCUAAAACCGCCGAGUCUUCAGAGGAGCCUGCAGCGCCCCCUGUUGGCGAGGCAGCUGAGCGCGAGGAAAAGCCUGCUUCGACUGCGGGGUCGCCAGUGGAGUCUGCUGCCACCGAGGGGGUGGAGCCUGAUCAGAUUCCUCCUGCUGAAGAAACGUCUCCCUGUGAAACAGCUCCAUCGGAAUCAGUUAAAACUCCAGAGGAGAGGAAGGAGAGCCCUGUGGACGAAGUCUCGGCCUCAGCAGAUGUCACUCAGUCUCCUCAGGAAGAGACUCUGGAAAAGAUGCCCAUCCCGUCUGUGGUGAUUGAGCCUGCCUCCAGCAACGAGGGCGAUGACGACCGCGAUGCAGACAUCAUCUCACCCACCGCCGUCAGCGACAAUGGCGUGACGCCUGAACAUCAGGUGGUCAAAGAUGUGCCGUCCUCUGGGAGCCUCCCUGAUGGCUUUAUGUACAAGGUGGAAACGAUGCACGACUUUGAGGCUGCAAACUCAGACGAGUUGGAGCUGAAGAGAGGUGAUGUGGUUCUGGUGGUUCCCACCGUCUCAGCAGAGGAUCAGGAUGCUGGUUGGCUCACGGGUAUCAAAGAAAGUGACUGGUUAACACUUGGCAUUGGUGCCCAAAGUGGACUUUUCCCAGACAACUUUGUCCAGCGCCUGGAGUAACAGGCUGAGCCUGGUGUGAAAAGGAAGCAAAAGGGACACGGAAGCCUGAGCCUCCGGUCAGCAUGUAGCCGAUCAGUCUGCUGAACUAUCUGGCCUGCAGCCUCGUCUGCUGCACUCAACCAGGCUGUCUCCAGCAGAGGAAACUCCACAAUCUUAAAAAUAAUAUCCACGUAAUAGUAAAGCAAAUUAACAAGCAUGAUGCUUAGUCUGGUCUACCCUCCGUUGAAACUGAUUUUUUUUCUGUUUAAAAUCUGUAAAGAUAAAUGAUUUGUUCCUUGCUGGGAGUGUGGUGGUUUCCACGUUAACCCCAAACAAGACUGGCAGAUUUUGUCCCAAUGGAAAAACAAAACAAAACAAACAAACAAACAAACAAAAAAUACAAAAACAAAACAAAACAAAACAAAAACAAAAAAAAACAAAAACAAAAACAAAAUAUGAUCGUACCCUCUCUGCACCAAGUGUAUUGUAUUGAUUUUGUUGCUCUGCUGCGGAAUAUAUCAGAAUUUGUAGUGCUGUGAUCUACUUAAACGUUCUUGAGUGUUACAUGAAACUUCAUUGUUUUAUUUUUUCAGCCAUGGUUAUUACCUUGCAUUGUUCUUAGUGUUCACUUGUAGUGUCAUGGCUGAGUGUGUGGCUGUGGUGAUCAUUUCUUUGACAUACGUUGUGAUGAUGACAAGGUUUGCUGUGCUUUUGCCAAAAGAUGAGUGACGUUGACCAUCUGGGAAGUGAGUUAGACGUCCAAUAAAUUUCCAGCAUGAAAAAAAAAAAUCUUGAAUGAAAAUUUUAGACAGAUAUUCUAAGGUGAAAAUAAGUCUCCUAACAAAAGAAAUCACUAUUUAUCUUAAGUUCUAUCCUGUAUGAAAUUAUAUUUCCCAGAAAUAAAGACACCCAAGAGAUGUUUAUUUAAGUAUAAGUGUAUGAUCACAGGAAACACAAUAGGGUGAGAAAUCUGAUAUGCAAUAUAUGUUGUUGGUUUAUAUGAGGUGUCUGUAGUCAAACUGUGCAGUAGAUAAACAAUUAUGAUGUCACUUCCUGUGGUGGUACAGUUACCCCUCACUGUAGAACUUUUUGUGAUGUACAUACCAUGAUAAUUUAUCUAAAAGUGAAUAAAAAAUAGUUCAUAUGGUA